This is a messenger RNA of Penicillium daleae, 384 nucleotides long. RefSeq lists its product as uncharacterized. The transcript has a single exon. The coding region runs from base 1 to 384 and encodes 127 amino acids. Lineage: Eukaryota; Fungi; Ascomycota; Eurotiomycetes; Eurotiales; Aspergillaceae. The record is from RefSeq and is a predicted model, not a curated record.
AUGCUCUACAAUGCCCUAAUACGCACCCACCACAUCACCUCGCGCAAGAAAGUCGCUGCCCUCAAACGCGCCGCUGACCUCCACCAAUGCUACGUGCUCUUGCGCUCCGGCGGCUGCCCAGGAAUCAUGUACGUCGAGGGCCGAGACAAAGUAAAGGUUGAGGAGUGGGUGGGCAUUGUGCGGAAACUGCGGUAUAAGGAUUUCCAGCUCGUCACGAGGCCUGGUGCGUUGGAGCUGGAAGAUGGUCAGAGCGAGGUGGACGACAAGGAGAGGAAAGAGUUGGAUAUAGGACUGGCGGAGGUGGAGAGUGUGAAGGACUUUGGGAACUGUAUGGAGAAGCGUGGGGUGUGGAAAUGGUGGAGGAAGGGCAUGGGGUAUACUUGA